AUGGAUCCCAAUCAUCCUGGUAUGAGCACUUCUAUAUCCAUGGACAAAAUUGAAAUGGUCAAAGACGAUGGUCCGAAGGAUGGGGAUCCCUUUGGGGACGAGACCCAAACAGGCGUGAAGUACAAGACUAUGACAUGGUGUGGAGUCAUUGCCAUCGUCGUUAUCGGAAUCAUCUCAACAUACACCGGCUACACUAUCGGACAAUUCAAAUGCCGACACGUGCAAGUCCACAGCAUGGCCGAUGCUGGUGAUAUUCUGAUGGGAAGAUUUGGACGGGCAACACUGGAUGCCGCGCAGAUAGUGUUCUUCAUGCUGGUCAUGGGCAGUCACAUCCUGACAUUCUCUAUCAUGAUGAAUGUCCUGACCGAACAUUCUUCCUGUACCAUCCUCUUCUCAGUCCUAGGUCUGCUCGCAUCACUGGUACUGACUCUCCCCCGACGACUAGAACGGCUCUCCCACGUCUCCUCCGUUGGGUUUGUCAGUAUUACUGGAGCAGUAAUAACUGGCAUGAUUGGCAUCGCCCUUGCGAACGAGAAACCCUCCGAUGUUCCGGUCUUUUCACCAGGUGCAGAAAUACACCAUGUGUGUCUCGCUAUUGCGAACAUUGUCUUUGCGUAUGCGGGUCAUGUGGCAUUCUUCACCCUCUUCUCUGAGUUGAAGGAGCUGGAGGACUUCCCCAAAGCACUUGCACUUCUGCAGAUAAGUGAGAUGGUCUUGUACAUUGUUGCGGCGAUUGUGAUUUAUGCGUAUGUUGGGCCAAGCGUGAACUCGCCUGCUCUCAACUCUGCGGGGCCGUUGUUCCGGAAGGUGUCUUAUGCCAUCGCUUUGCCCACGAUUGUGAUCGGGGGCGUGGUAAACGCCCAUGUCGCGGUCAAAUUCAUAUAUGUCCGGAUAUUCCGAGGGACCAACUCUAUACAUAGCGGCUCGUUUACCGCGCGAGCGGUCUGGGCCAUUAUAUGUGUAGUCCUCUGGGUCUUGUCGUGGGUAAUCGCUGAGGGCAUACCGGUCUUCAACGAUGUUCUAGGGCUCGCGAGCUCGUUAUUCGCCAGUUGGUUUUCGUUCGGUCUCCCAGGCCUGUUCUGGCUAUACCUCAAUCGGACUUGCUGGUUCUUGACCCGGCGACAGCAGAUUCUAUUUUGCGUCAACAUUCUUUUAGUGUUUGUUGGAUUCCUCAUUUGCAUUGUCGGGUUGUAUUCGUCUAUUCGGUCCAUCUUCCACAACCUUCGUGAUGGCGUUGGAGGAGGUAGUUUCUCGUGUGCAGACAAUUCUCUUUAUUGA
Messenger RNA from Penicillium olsonii, 1278 nucleotides. Lineage: Eukaryota; Fungi; Ascomycota; Eurotiomycetes; Eurotiales; Aspergillaceae. The record is from the annotation of a GenBank genome assembly.